AUGGACGCCUUUGCCAAUACCGUCAAAGAACUCACGAGACGCACCAGUUCUUACAAGGUUCCAGUUAUCGAUGUUUUUGGGUUGAUAAGUUUGAGUUCUCGCCUGAAAGGGGAGGUUCCUAAGGUUGUGAGGUUUGAAAAGAUAGUCGAAGCUCUUCAUUUGGGUAUAAAAGAAGUGAAAAGUAAUUGGAAGUCAACUGGUACUAUUCCCGGUCUCUACCUUUGUUUUCUAAUUAGUAAGGCUGAAGAGUCGGCUAAGAAAGAACAUUGGGAUGAUUUCAUUCGUUUUCUUGUUGCUAUGAUUUAUGGUAUUAUGCGAUUUCCAUCUAAGGAGAACUUUGUGAGUUUAUCAGCUAUUUGUGUUUUCAUGAACAAGAAUCUUGUGCCAACAUUGCUUGCGGACACUUAUGUGUCUAUGCACUCUAGGCAUGGAAAGGGGGGAUACAUAUGGAAAGGGGGGAUACAUUGUUGGCUCUUGUCUCCCUUUGUUGUAUCAGUGAUUUAUGUUGCAUUUUCCAGUGAAAGGGCCAUUCGUGCUCAAGAAAGGUGGAAUUAUUGUGUGGGGAAGGUUUGGAACAUCAUUACUAGUUGCGGUCAAUACUCCAAUGUCCCUCUCGUGGGAACUAGAGGUUGUAUUAAUUACAAUCCUAUGCUCGCUUACCGCCAAUUGGGAUAUGCGAUGGAAGUUCCUCCGAAAGAUGUAGAAAUGGUUGAAUCGGUGUACUUUGCUGAAGGGGAAGAUCUUAUUGAGCUGGAGAAGAUAGGAUCUGCUUGGACAAAAGUUCAUAAGAAAGAUCAAACCUCUUUAAGUAAAAAGUUUCCUAUUUCUAUGGGUCCUUAUAGGGAUUGGAUCAAGGAAAGAAUUAAAUAUUUGUUGUUGCCGUUUGCAAAGUCAGAUCCAUUGUAUGAACAUCCUCCUGUUCUCUUGUCUGAUAUAGUUCCUGCAGAGCUCUACACUCAAGCCAAGGCGGACAACAUCAAACUUCAAGCGAAAGAUAGGGAAGUGGAUUUGGAGAAUUAUUUUCAAGACCAAGAAAAGGGCGAGUUGGCUCGUUAG
Molecule: messenger RNA, 1056 nt
Organism: Vicia villosa (hairy vetch)
Lineage: Eukaryota; Viridiplantae; Streptophyta; Magnoliopsida; Fabales; Fabaceae
Exons: 3
Coding region: 1-1056 (351 amino acids)
Source: RefSeq, a predicted model, not a curated record